Molecule: messenger RNA, 1968 nt
Organism: Parascedosporium putredinis
Lineage: Eukaryota; Fungi; Ascomycota; Sordariomycetes; Microascales; Microascaceae
Source: the annotation of a GenBank genome assembly
AUGUUGGAAGGGGUCGAUAUUGUGAAGAAUGGAGAGGACAUGCAGUUUUUCGUACCCGAAACCGUGCCGGUCGCCGCAACAGAAGAAACCGAUGGUGAGGAAUUCGAGGGCUUCGAGGAUCCUCCCCCACCGAGGAAGGGCCAACAGGGAGAGGGGAAGGUGGAGGAGAAGGUGGAGGAGAAGGUAGAGGAGGAAGAGGAGGAGGAGCAAGAGGAGGCGGAGGAGGACGAGGCCGGGCGGAUGAGUGAGGAUGGCGAAAACGAGGAGUCUUCUCCAGCUACCGACAACAGCCCGGCAGACUGGAAUUCGCUGAAUCUGUCCCCGGCCCUUCUUCAUUCGCUCAGGCAACUCAAAUUCUCGAAACCCACAGCUAUUCAAGCGCAAGCCAUCCCGGAGGUUCUCGCCGGGCACGACGUCAUUGGCAAAGCUUCUACAGGUUCAGGAAAGACGCUUGCUUUCGCCAUUCCGAUCGUCGAGCAGUGGCUGCAGGAUAACGCCAAGGGAAAGACGGAAGAGGACAAGGAAGCAGACGACAUCAAGACGCCCCUUGCACUAGUCCUCUCCCCUACUCGCGAGCUUGCCCACCAGCUCGUUGACCACAUCAAAGCCCUAUGCAAAGGGCUACCACGGUCCCCCUACGUAUGCUCGGUUACAGGUGGCCUCUCCGUACUAAAACAACAGAGACAGAUCGCCAAGGCGGACAUAAUUGUCGCGACGCCGGGUCGACUCUGGGAAGUGAUCAGCACAGAUAUCCCGCUGCUCCAGGCGUUCAAGGGGAUCCGGUUUUUGGUGAUUGACGAGGCGGAUCGACUGCUGUCAGAGGGACAUUUCAAGGAAGCCGAGGAGAUUCUGAAUGCACUGGAUCGCGAAGAAUUCGGCUUCGACGAGGGGGAUGAGGACAGCGAUAGCGAGGAAUUGGGUCCCAGGCAAACGCUGGUGUUUUCCGCGACGUUUAACAAAUCCCUGCAGCAAAAACUUGCGGGCAAGGCGAAAUAUAACCUCUUGGACCAAGGAGAGUCCAUGGAAUACCUCCUGAAGAAGCUUAAUUUUCGCGAAGAAAAGCCCAAGUUCAUCGACGUUAACCCGGUUUCCCAGAUGGCGGAAAAGUUGAAGGAGGGACUCGUUGAAUGCGGACCCCUCGAAAAGGACUUGUUUCUCUACGCAGUUUUGAUGCUGAACCCCUGCCGGCGGACGCUUGUUUUCACCAACUCCAUCGGCGCGGUACGGCGGUUAGCGCCCAUGCUCCAGCACCUGAACCUCAAAGUGCACCCUCUUCAUUCCCAAAUGAUUCAAAAGGCUCGCUUACGGGCGAUUGAGAGGUUUUCCAACCCCACCACCAAAGAGGCGACCAUUUUACUCGCCACCGAUGUGGCGGCUCGUGGUCUCGAUAUUCCCAACGUCGACCAAGUGAUCCACUACCAUGUACCCCGCGCGGCGGAUGCGUAUGUCCAUCGAUCUGGCCGCACUGCGCGUGGUGAAAACUCGGGCGUCAGUAUCCUACUGUGUUCUCCGGACGAGGUUACGCCCAUCAGGAGACUGGUAGCCAAGGUUCAUCAAGAGAAGGCGGUGCGCCAAAAGUACAUCAUCAGGACGAUUGAUAUCGACAGGCGGGUGGUGUCAAAACUAAAGCCACGCCUCACGUUAGCCAAGACGAUUGCGGAUGCCACCAUUGCAAAGGACAAGGACAAGAAGGAGGACAAUUGGGUGAAAUCUGCAGCGGAGGAGCUGGGGGGCAGCGGAAAGAAGCAAAAGGAGAGGGAAGCCGCGCAGCUGACGAGAGCGGAGCUUGGCAUGUUGAAGGCUCAGCUCAGGGACUUGCUGGCGAGAAAGGUCAAUACGGGCGUCAGUGAACGGUACAUUACGGGAGGGCGGGUCGAUAUCGAGGCGCUGCUCAAGGCGGAGGGCCAGGGCGACUUUUUGGGCGCGGUUGGUGGCUUGAUGUCGGACUCCGACGACGACGACGACUAG